AUGCUGAACCGUUGCACCAAGCAGUCCCCGAGUCAACGGGAGCUCAAACAUGUCGACGAUGGGUUUCCAUACCGACAAUUGGGCGUGCUGGCAAUAUGUCGUCUAUGCGAGCCAAUCGCCUUCAUGUCAAUAUUCCCGUACGCCUACCGCAUGAUUGAAUCGUUCAACAUCACCCAAGACGAGUCGCGGAUAUCGGUCUUUGCCGGAAUGCUCAUUACAGCCUUUGCCUUUGCCGAGUUUUUGACCGGAAUGCUUUGGGGCCGGCUGAGUGACCGCGUCGGCCGCAAACCGGUCUUGAUCAUGGGUCUCGCUGGGACCGCCUUGAGCAUGAUAUGCUUUGGAUUUUCGCGGAGUCUGAAAACUGCCAUUCUCGCCAGAGCCCUCGGCGGGGCUCUGAACGGCAAUGUGGGAGUGCUCCAAACCACCGUAGCAGAGCUCGUGACGAAGAAGGAGCAUCAGCCUCGUGCGUAUUCGAUCAUGCCGGUGGUCUGGAGUAUCGGAUCCAUCAUUGGUCCCUCGAUAGGCGGAGCCUUGGCUAUGCCAUGUGACUCCCUCGGGUUCCGUCGAGGCGGCUUGUUCGACAAGUUCCCGUUCCUGUUGCCCAAUCUCGUCUGUGUUGCAGUGCUCAUCUGCGGUAUUGUGGUUGGCGUCCUGUUUCUCGAAGAAACACAUACCAAGAAAAAGCCUUGCAAUAGCGUUGGAGAGGUUGCGUUCGAGGUGUUCUUCGCGCGCCUCGGAUUUGAAAGGCUUCCGGUCCAGCUCGAGGCCCUGGGCCGUAAAUUGGGCUUUGCUCGAGGAGACCGACCGGAUGCCUUUGACCAUCGCGAUCCACCCCCGGGCUACCGGAGCACGGAAAGCUCGCCGUUGCUGCGGUCAGCCUCAACGAUAGAGCUGGACCUCGAAAUGCUGCGGGAGAAAGAAAUCAGCAGCGAGGCCAGGCCUUUCAACCGGCAGGUAAAACUGAUCAUCUUUGCAUAUGCGAUCCUUGCUUACCACAGCGUUUCAUUCGACGCCUUGAUGCCCACCUUUCUCAGUGAAGAACGUAUGCAGACGGAGCCUCACCUUCCCUUCCGAUUCUCUGGAGGCUUCGGCAUGGGCACCCGCGCCAUCGGUUUCAUGAUGGCGAUUCAGGGCGGCUAUUCGAUCGUCGCGCAAUUCUUCAUCUUCCCCUACAUGGUCCGACGCCUCGGCACACUCAAUGCGUCUCGGCUAACGAUGACUAUCUGGCCUGUGCUGUAUUUGGUGGUGCCAUAUCUGGUACUUCUUCCGGAACGUUGGCAGCAAACGGGCAUCUACGCUACUCUUAUGAUCAAAAUCACGUUUCAAGCGAUAUCAUUUCCUUCGAAUGCGAUUCUUCUAGCCAAUGCUGUUUACUCCAAGAGCGUACUCGGACGGAUCAAUGGUACUGCUGCAUCGAUGGCGUGCUUGGCCCGUGCCGUGGGGCCCGUUGUGACGGGCUCGGUACACACAGCUGGACUGAAACUCGGGUAUGGCGGUCUGGCGUGGUGGACCAUUGGAAUCGUCUGUGCCAUUGGAGCUCUGGAAAGCUACUGGAUGGAAGAUUCCGAUGGAGGCCCGGAUCGUCUUUCGAACGAAGGAGAAGAACGUACCUGCGAGCCGUUGAUGCACCCUUCUGUCGUCGAAGGAGGCGACGAAUGCCUCUCACCUCGCCAUGAGCGGUUGGCUUUCAUUGACGACCUGGAUCUUUCCGAAACCACCCCGGAAAAAGCAUGA
Messenger RNA from Fonsecaea erecta, 1734 nucleotides. RefSeq lists its product as hypothetical. Lineage: Eukaryota; Fungi; Ascomycota; Eurotiomycetes; Chaetothyriales; Herpotrichiellaceae. Gene Ontology annotation, biological process: transmembrane transport. The record is from RefSeq and is a predicted model, not a curated record. Bases 1 to 1734 code for a protein of 577 amino acids. Gene Ontology annotation, molecular function: transmembrane transporter activity. The transcript is spliced from 3 exons.